Messenger RNA from Patiria miniata (bat star), 1881 nucleotides. Its product is annotated as heme-binding protein 2-like. The transcript is spliced from 5 exons. The coding region runs from base 155 to 826 and encodes 223 amino acids. The record is from RefSeq and is a predicted model, not a curated record. NCBI's taxonomy places the organism in Eukaryota, Metazoa, Echinodermata, Asteroidea, Valvatida, Asterinidae.
GUGCUGUAAUAAGCGGUCAUAGUACGCGUGUACAUAACAUAGUACGCAUGGUAAACAUUGUACAUGUAGUUGCUUAUAAAUUCGUGAAAGUGAACACGUCAGGCCAAAAACAAAUUUGAACCGGCCAGCAUCAGUGCACUGAGUGAAGUAUUUCAUGAGUAAAUGGUCAGGUGUCCUACCUAGAAUGGCAAUUACCCAGAGGUCCACCCUGCUUCUUUUCGCACUAGCAUGGCUGGGGGUGUGUUCAAGUUUCACUGUCAUCAAAGAUGGAGCCAGCAGUCUCUACUUCUGCAAAGAAUUGGACUGCCCCAAGUUUGAAGAAAAAUACAACUCUACAGCCUAUCAGAUCCGAAUGUAUGAGACAUCCAAAUGGGUCAGCACUACGAUCACUGGCUUAGAUUACCAAGCUGCUACUGAGGAGGCUUUCAUGAAGCUAUUUGAGUACAUCGAAGGAGAAAAUGACCAACAUGUUAAGAUACCAAUGACAGUGCCCGUGAUCAACCGUAUUCAGCCCGGCCUGGGGCCCGUCUGCGCAAGCAACUUCACCGUCUCGUUCUUUGUACCCUUCAAGUUCCAGAGCAACACGCCCAAGCCGACCAAAAAAGAACUCUUUAUAAAUACGCUGGGCCAGGAGAAGGUGUACGUCAGAGUGUACCAUGGCUUCACUAACCAGACCAACUUCCCCAAAGAAGCCGCAGACCUAGGAGACGUGCUGAAUUCCACCCAGACCUACGACAAGUCCUACUACUACACGGCUGGCUAUGACAGCCCCUUUGUCAGCCACGACAGGCACAAUGAGAUUUGGUUUAUUGCCACUGAUAAGUAAAGGCUAAGGCUUAGGCUAGCUGGCAUGAGGCUUGUGCGUCAAAAGUCAAACCACCCUUUCACCUCAGAUGGUGAUCCAGCAAGAGUUAUUUGAGACAAGCAAAUCAUAUUAUUUUUUUUUCGAUCUAAUUUGGGAUAGGUGGUAAUAAUUGAAUAGUAACUCUCUGAAUUUCUUUAACCACGAAGAGAUGGCCUUUUCAUUUCUGAUUUUGCGGAAAAUGAAGUGCCUGCUAUCAAUAUUUUCUCAAUAUGUCGAGUUGUAAAUUAUCUUGUUUCAUGCUAUUGUUUUGAAUUUCCCUUACUAAAAUAUGCAAAAAAGCAUACACCACUGUGUAAAGUGGAGCCAAUGCCUAAUUUUGUUUUGAAAACAGUGAAAUAAAUCCUGUACCGAAUUUUACUAAGUUUGACACUUUGCAAUGCAGGUUAAUCAGUGAUUGUUGGACUAGUCUAGUCAACUAUUCUGUGUGACAGGUCAACAUAGAAAGAAUCCUUUCGAUGGUCAGCCCACAGUAUUGUGUUAUUUACGCAGGAAUCCUAGAUUCUCCUUAAUAGUUCUGCUUUGGUAUUUUCGUAGUGCCUUACCCCACUUAUAAGUGGUCCUAUGUGCUUUAGCUUGAAUUGAAAGCCGUUGCUGUAGAAUCGAAAUAUUAAGAUGAUAGAGGACACAUUUUUUUGUAUACAUGUAUGUCGAAAUAAGUUCAUUGCAUGAAAUGCAUAUUUUUGUAAGCAUUAUUUCUGAAAUCCAUUGCUUUGGUGUUUCUUUCAGUGUAAAGGUUAGCUAUUUUGUAUUUGGGAAAAGAAAUGUUACUGAAUUAUUAAUAUUUUGUUACAGCUCUUUGCACUCAACCCUAAUUGGGAAAAAAACACGUACAUUUGUCUGGAAUAUUUAUUAAUUUUUUCCCAACAUCAUGUUUUGUGACAACAUUACUUUUCAUUUAUAAAACAAAUCUUACUUUUAAUCAAAACAAGGCAGCCUUGUUUGGCUUUCAGUAUUAAAACUUGUGUAUUUGGAUAAUGUUAAAAUGGAAAACAUGCAAUAAUCUCCGAUGUCAUCCA